AGGAACAGACACACAGUAGAUCUACGACUAGAGUGACAACGGUUUUGAGUUCCCAUCCUCUGCCUGUCACUUCACUUCACUCGAUCGUCAGUCAACCAUGUCAACUGAAACAAGCGCGCGAGGGAGAUUUUGUACGAUCAAUGUUCAGAUUUAGAGGAGGAAGUAAGCCUGCAUGUGUUACGAACUUACGUGUGCUUUGGCCUGGAGGGUUCACAUUCUCGUAGGAAUUGUUCACCUCUGCCGAGGAUCCCUUGAUUCAAAUACUUUCGGGCUUGACAUCACCAAGUCCCGCGCGCUGUCACCCGCGUUUUGGAACGCAUUUUUACUAGCAGCAUUUGCUUCGUUGUCUGCUCUAAAGACUACAGCUGGAUCACGGUGGUACCAGCGCUUCAGCUUCGAAGAUCUGUCUGUACGUGUGUAAGCUGUAUCGUCUGUGGAGUACCGUCCCCAGUUGUCCACUAUGGGCAAGUGUGGAGCUUUCUUUUCGACCUCAGCACGAUGGAUACUGUAUGCUGUCGUGCUUGUGAGUACUGCAGCCACUCUCUGGGGCAUGGUCUCCAGUCAGGUGAAAAACUCGAAGUGCUGGUUGGGGGGUGACAGUACAUGCUUGCUGUUUGGAUCAGUGAGUGGCAAUGCUACUCGAUGUGGUGUGCCUCGCCUUCACCUCCCGACGAGUGGCAGUGGAAUCAGCUGUCAAUACGUCAUCUUCUACGCGGCUGCGCAGAUCUUUUCCAUGCUGAGCCUGUGUGUGCUUAGCAUAGCCGUUGCUCGCGGCAGGAAGGAUGGCCACAACACAGAGUCUUGGAGGCGCUGCGCCAAGUUUGGUGAAUUGGCAGUCGUUGUGACUCUGGCUCUCUGCUCCCUGGCUGCUGCACUGAUUAUGUCGAUUGGGUUUGCUGUCUUUUGCCAUGAGAUGAAAGAGCAUUGGAGACAGGAACCAUCAGACUUGGUCUAUUCGAAUCACACUCAUGUGCACCACAAGGCACCAAGCUGCUCACAUACCUAUCUUGUGAAGAAUGUGGAUGUUCAAUUCAACAUGUCCGGAAAUGGUACAUACACCAGCCACUACGAGCGGGUUUCAUUUCACCACAACUACAAUGUGGCACAGGUUGCUUGCUGGGCCAGCUUUCUUGCAUGGCUCGUACACCUUGUGAUCAGUAUUAUUGCUUUCCGUCGACGCCCGUCAGUUGCUGAGUCCCUUCCGUAUGCGCUUCGUCCAAGUGAAUCACUAAACUCUCUGGACGAUGAUGAUCUGUUGACGUGAGCAACAUUACCCGCUCAUCUUUUUCUUACUGCUUAUGACGAAUGAUGUGCCGACCUGGUUUUGCUGCAUUGUAUGUGCCAUAUCUGAACUAUUCACUGAUUUGUUCAUUAAUUCUUUCCUCUUAAAAAAAAACAAGUCUUACCAGAUACGACGCACCGAAUGGAAAAAUAGUCUUACUAGCAGGUCUCAAUAUUGACCUUGAUCGUUUCAAUUUUUACCCAGAAAUAGUUUUCCAUGCGCAGUUUGGCAUGACGGAAAUUUUACGUUUUGAUAAUUGCACUUGUGCAUCACCGGUUUGUGUCUUCUCCUCUUAUGCUCCUCGCUUCGUCAAUAUUCUGCUACUGGUUGUCUUUCAGGCUUGAUUUGAUAUCCAUUUUCUCUCUUCCUGUUCUGCUUGUCAUUGAUUUCUUGUGAUUGCUGCCCUGGUUCGUUGAAUCGUUUUUAUAAUUUUUUA
Sycon ciliatum is the source of this 1718-nucleotide messenger RNA. RefSeq lists its product as uncharacterized. The transcript is spliced from 4 exons. Bases 461 to 1264 code for a protein of 267 amino acids. Lineage: Eukaryota; Metazoa; Porifera; Calcarea; Leucosolenida; Sycettidae. The record is from RefSeq and is a predicted model, not a curated record.